AUGGCCAGAUGUAUAGGAGAGAGUUUCCUUCUCCUAAACUGAUGAGAGUGAAGAAUUUGAUCCUGGACAGGCAGAGCAGGGUCUCUCAAAGUGAGGCAGAAGGACUAUGGCUCAUUCUAGUUUCCUUUCCCCCAUUCUUAGGUAAGUGCCAGUGUUCUAGAAAGUUUAGAGAGGGCCAGAUUCUAGAAUGAUUUUUCUCUUGAGAACAGGCCUGGAACCUUAGAAGGGCAUUUGCAUAUCAGUUGGGAAUAAAUGGCAUUGCAUUUGGCUGCUUUCUCUGCAGAUCGGUGAUUUCUUUUCCUGGCUGCUUAAUUCUUUCCUCAUAUAGAAACCUCCUGUCCAUAGUGAUUUCUAGAAACCCAUAGGCCUUGAGUUGCAGUGCCCUGCUCUGCCAGCCCUCACCUCCAGCAGGCAUGAGUCUGGCUCAUACUACCAUGUUUCUAUGGACCUGGGUCAGUCUCCAGGCUUUUGAAAUCGUGGAGAAGGAGAACAUUUUCCAGAGUACUCCUUGCCCUGCUUUUCUGAUGUUCGACAAUGCAGCCUAUUUGGCUGACAUGAGCUUCGAGCUUCCCUGCCACUGCAAACCCGAGGAGGUCUUAUCUGUGGUCUGGUACUACCAAAAGCAACUGGGUAGCAGUCACACCAAAGUGCUGACAGACUUUGAUGGGCGGUUGCUGACAGAGGCAUCUCAUGUGCGAGUGGGCAGUGACAUGUUGGUCCGCUUCAGCAUCCGCAUGUUCAGCCUGUUGGUCUUCCGGGCCCAGCCUGAGGACUCAGGCCUGUAUUUCUGUGGCACCCGCAACGGGGAUUACUUUUAUGCCUAUGAUGUCGACAUCCAGAGCAAUGAUGGGAUGGUGGCCACCUUCAAGGACGAAGGACAGGAGCCCUUUGCAGACGAACACCAUGGGAGCCUCCAUGUCUUCACUACCUUCUGGGAGUGGACCCCCUGUGACCGUUGCGGGGUACGUGGAGAGCAGUGGCGCAUCGGCCUCUGCUACCUGAAGAGCCCUAACCUCUCCCCACGAUAUCAAAAGACAGUUCCGGAUGUGGUAUCCUGUGGCUCCCAUGCUGUGCCGAGGAAGCUGCGCACCAUGGCCCAGUACCAUAUGCCUGAGCUUCAGAUUCAGAGCUGCCUGGUGCCCUGUGAGAAGACCCAGAUCCAGGAGGGCAUGCCGGCCAUCUACAGCUACCUGUCGAAAGUGGGCAGCAAGCCCUGGAUACCCCAGGUCCCCAUUCAGUUCCACCAGCAAAGCCUAGGUCAUGGGCUCAUCAUUUCCUGUCCUGGGGCUCGGCCAGAGCAUGCAGUGGCCUGGGACAAGGACCAUGAGCAACUGUACCGUAGACAGUACCUGAUAGGUGUCAACAGAUCCAUGAGGGUGUUCAUUGACCAUGGCAAUCAGCUCCACAUUCGCUUCACCCAGAUGAGUGAUCGUGGCAUAUACUAUUGCUGGCGGCAGGGGGUACGGAUCGCUGGGUUCCGGCUGGGUGUGAAAUCCGAAGGGCACUACCCAGCCUCACUGUUGGACCCUGAGGCUCGUUCUGCUGUGGUGCUCACCCUGCUUGCCUACCUGCUCAUUGUAGUAGUCUUUGUCAUCAUUCAACUCUGUCGCUGCUGCUGUUACUGUUGUCGCUGCUGUCCCAACAUCUCCCUCUAAGCUGUUUCUUUCCCACCUCUGAAGACCAGCUGUGCUUUGAUGUGUUUUA
This is a messenger RNA of Dipodomys ordii (Ord's kangaroo rat), 1704 nucleotides long. Its product is annotated as Ig-like V-type domain-containing protein FAM187A. The transcript has a single exon. NCBI's taxonomy places the organism in Eukaryota, Metazoa, Chordata, Mammalia, Rodentia, Heteromyidae. The coding region runs from base 414 to 1655 and encodes 413 amino acids. The record is from RefSeq and is a predicted model, not a curated record.